Messenger RNA from Pseudozyma hubeiensis SY62, 3522 nucleotides. RefSeq lists its product as hypothetical. Gene Ontology annotation, biological process: transcription antitermination; transcription elongation by RNA polymerase II; DNA-templated transcription. The record is from RefSeq and is a predicted model, not a curated record. The transcript has a single exon. Lineage: Eukaryota; Fungi; Basidiomycota; Ustilaginomycetes; Ustilaginales; Ustilaginaceae. Gene Ontology annotation, cellular component: nucleus. The coding region runs from base 1 to 3522 and encodes 1173 amino acids. Gene Ontology annotation, molecular function: RNA polymerase II transcription regulatory region sequence-specific DNA binding.
AUGUCCGCGCCUAUAUCUGAAGGCACGGACAAGGCUCUUAGCCCGCUCGUCGAGUCGUCAGCCGCUGUCGAUGCAGUAGCAGCAGCAGCGGUCGGCGUCGAUGACACGGCUGCCGCUGAUGCUCCACGCAGAGGCUCACGAGCUCGUAAGCCAACUUCCAGAGCUGCAGGACUGGAUCCGAUCGAAGCGGCAUCAGCGUCAUCUGCAACUCAGCAGAAAGAAACGCGCUCAGGACGGAAGCGCAAGGCAGAUGACAUCGGCGCAGAGCUGGAGGACGUGACAGAGACCGAGAUCGCUACCAUCUUCGAGAAAAGCGCAAGCGCCGAAGAAGACGAUGAGGAUGAGAAGCAAUACUGUAUCUGUCGCGGCAAAGAUGAUGGUACCUUUAUGAUUUCGUGCGACCGCUGUCAGGAUUGGUUAGUACGACCGGGUGAUAACGACGACUCUGAGGCUUCGACAAGCUGCGUCCAAGCUGAGCUGACCCAGAACCUUGGGAAUCGAUGCACCUAUGCGGACAUCCCAUACGUCCUUCUCUAUACAGGUUCCACACGAAAUGCAUCGGCACCACACAAAAGGCCGCCAAGAAGCUCGAUGAAUACGUCUGCGAGGCUUGCCAGAACAAGAAAGGCGCAACACAGCAAAGAGGUAAGUGUGAUCGUCAGCCCUGUAGUAGGUCGCCAGAGCUGGUCCUUGGUGUCUGCAGAUGGAGCAAAUCGCAAAUACAUGCCACACGCAUCCUACGCUACGAUUCUGACCGGCCAUGAAUGCAUCGUCUUACUUAUUCAUCUUUCAAUAGCCGCCACUUCAAAGCCGAUCAAGAAAUACAAGUCAUCUCGAGGACAGCAAAGAUCUCGAAACGCAAAGCUCGACGCCGCAGGGUCCGACUGGGAGCAUGAAGAGAAGCAAGACACUGCAUCUGAAGAGGACAGCGCCUCGGAUGAUGAGUACGUCAGCGAAGCCGGCGACGAUGGCUCGAAUCGCGAGGACGCAGCGACGCAAGACAACGCAAGAUCCGGGCUUCUCGCACGAUCGCAACCGCGCAAGCAAUCCGAGCCCAGCAUCUCGGCCUCAAAAGCAAGAGCGGUAGCGUCCGGUUCCGGACCUGCCGAUAAGGCCUCUCAGCGCAGAGCAUCCGAGAGCCUCAGAAGAGCGAGCGGCUCGAGCAAACCUGCUCCCACUUUGAAGAAGGAUGCAGAACGUAAACCCACCGGACCCACCGACGCCAGCACUGAGGAAGCAAGAUCGAGGGCUCGUAAGGUGCUUGCGGCUGCUCUUGAGAAAGUCUUUAUCGGCGCCGCUGCGAAGGGAAAGUCUUCAGAAGAUAGCGGCGAAGACGAAGAGACCGACGAGCAACGCGCUCAGACUUUUGCUGCGCUGCUGGAAGGGGAGAUCUUCGAGUCGAAUGCUGACGUCCAUGGCUCGAUUCGUGUUGUCGGCUCAAAGUACAAAGAUCGUUUCCGCACUUUCUUGUUCAGUCUCAAGGAUGCAAAGAAUACUACGUUGCAUUCUAGGAUCGCGUCAGGUCAACUGCAAGCUUCUGAGCUGGCCAAGAUGUCCAACGAGGAGCUCGCCAAUGACAGCAUCCGUCAGGCUACUGAGAAGGCGCGGCUCGAAGCGUUGCACAGGAGUACUUUGCGAUCAGAAGAUGCAGGGCCGCUGCGCAAGAUGACGCAUAAGGGCGAGAUUGAGAUUGAGAGCGAUCCCGUCAUUGCUCGAGAUCAGCCGCUCAAGUUCGAUGGAAGAACUGCUGCCAAGCAGAACAAUCGCUCCAUCGAGGCUCCCGCGACGAGGGUGUCCGAGAGCGAGCCGGCGGUCCCUGUCUCGCACAAAGACGGGGAAGACGAUGAAGAGGCGAUGGCUCCGUCAUCGCCCAAGGAAGAUCCUGCGCGUCGUUCGGCUCCUGUGUCGGAUCUGGCUCAUGCUUCACCCAGCCGGCUCAACUUUGGCGAUGUGUGGACCCAAAGCGGAGAUGCACCAAGGAACGACCAGGACGACGAAGCUCAGGAAUCCUUCGGCUUCGGCAUCGGCUCACCACACGACGAAGGCUAUGAUCAGAACGUGGCAGUGGACGAAGUUCACGACACCGUUGUCGGUGGAGCUGACGACUUUAUCGAUUCGUUCCUCGACGGUGCGGACGACGAGAAGUACGAAGCUGCCCAGUCGACAACCGUGGCGGAAAGGUCGACGACGCCGACCGCCGAACCUCCGAGCAGUGCUGUGCACCGCUAUCGUAGCACCAUCUGGAAUGGUCUGAUCGAUCUGCCAGACGUAUUUGCAUUCCAAGGCCACGUCAAGCAGGUCGCAGGUCGCAGUCUGACCUCAGCAACCAGAAUUUGGUCCAAGUUCUUCCCCGAAAGGCCUCUCUUGGUUGCUGGUCGGCUCCCCACAAAGGCCGCCACGGACUAUCUGCUCCAAGUCGUCAACGCGUCACGAACCGAGAUCCUGGCUUUCACUAUGGAGCCGGGCGUCGUCAAGGACGGUGCGGUGCAUCCACAAGAAUCGGACCUCGCAAGCUUUGAGGGCAUGCUCCGUCACUUUAAGGAUGCCGACCGAUGGGGAGCUUUGCACAUCUCUUCGAGCGUCAAAGGCAGUCUGAUCAAGGAUUUCUACGUCGUGCCGCUGCACAAAGACGACGAGGUACCGCUCUGGCUCGACAUGGCCGAGUCGGAUGCUCUGGGAGCGGAGUGGCAUACCAAGCGCGAUCGCGACUUGCUUAUGCUCGUCGCUGUCGUGAUUCGCGAUGCUUUGCACGCCGAGCUGUCUAAAGCAGGAAGGUCGCCAAAGCGUGAUCGAAGCACGACCAACGAGGGUCAGCGACAGCACAAGAACGAGACGGAGGCAGCAGCCGAAGAAGCGUACGAUCCAUCGGCUGGCUUGAAUGUCGCCCUUGGUCAACCUGGCGGUGGUCAUGCUGCCGCUGUCAGCGCUGCAGCCCCAGCGGCGUCGGCAGCAUUCGGCUCUGAUGCAUUGCAGUCGCUUCUGCGUACGCUUGGCAAGACGACUGCCCCAUCAGUAUCCGGCAGCGUACCUGCGGCAUUGUCGGGUGCUUUGAGUCCGCUUGCUGGUAUGCAAGGUGGACCGCCUCCACCUGGACCCCCUCCUGGCCCCCCUCCCGGACCACCUCCGGCGUUCCCGAACGUACCUCCGCCUGCCAGCGCGUCACCGAUGGCUGGCUCAUGGUCGCCAUAUGCGGCUGCCGGGGCCGGAAGGGAUACAGCGACGCCUCCACAGCAUUGGCAGCAGCAGCAGCAGCCUUAUGCGGCCUAUUCCCACACCUAUGCUCCUGCUGCUGGUCCCGCCGCCUACGGGCACGGCGGUGGCUGGGGUCAAGAACAGGCCUGGCAACAGCAGCAACAUCAGCACGACUCGGCACCACCACAACAUCAAGACAUGCCAGAAGAAGAGUACCCUGGCCAGUACAAUCCGGAUUUCCUGGCUCAGGCUAGCGCACGCGGAGGUCAAAGGCAUGGGCAAGGACAAGCAAGAGGCAGGGGAGGAAGAGGUCGAGACGGAGGCUGGUGA